This is a messenger RNA of Elephantulus edwardii (Cape elephant shrew), 297 nucleotides long. RefSeq names its product small integral membrane protein 18-like. The transcript has a single exon. The record is from RefSeq and is a predicted model, not a curated record. Bases 1 to 297 code for a protein of 98 amino acids. Lineage: Eukaryota; Metazoa; Chordata; Mammalia; Macroscelidea; Macroscelididae.
AUGGCCUCGUUGAGCUCCAGCUACUGGAAUGAAACCUCCACAUCUGUUUAUCAGUACCUCAGUUUUCAAGUUCAAAAAAUUUACCCUUUCCAUGACAACUGGAAUACAGCCUGCUUUGUCAUCCUGCUCUUAUUUAUAUUUACAGAGGUGGCUUUAGUGGUGCUGGCCUUCCUUUAUGAAGUGCUUGACUGCUGCUGCUGUGUAAAAAACAAAACUGUGAAAGACUUGAAGAGUGAACCUAAUCCUCUUAGAAGUAUGAUGGACAAUAUAAGAAAACGGGAAACUGAAGUGGUCUAG